CUACCUCCCACUAUACAAAAAAUAAUAAAAGGAUACAACAAGUAUCUACGUCCAUUUUUUGAUAAUGGUCCUGUGUCAAUUGGAAUGAGUCUGGAUAUUGCAAGCAUUGAUACAAUAUCAGAAAUAAAUAUGGACUACACAGCAACUAUAUUUCUAAGACAGCGAUGGACUGAUGAGAGACUUUGUUUUGAUGGUAAUAAGAGUUUAAGCUUAGAUGGUCGGCUUGUGGAAAUGCUUUGGGUACCAGAUACCUUCAUAGUUGAUUCAAAAAAGUCUUUUCUUCAUGAUAUCACUGUUGAGAAUCGUCUUAUAAGAAUAUACCCUAAUGGAACAGUCUUGUAUGCUCUACGAAUCACUACAACUGUUGCAUGCAGCAUGGAUCUAACCAAAUAUCCAAUGGACAAGCAGACGUGUACUUUGCAACUGGAAAGCUGGGGUUAUAACAUCAAUGAUGUCACGUUUUACUGGACUAGAGGAAAUGAUUCAGUUCGAGGUUUGGACACACUCCGGCUGGCACAGUACACAGUAGAAGACCACUUCACCUCGGUAUCAGAAGCAGUGUAUGAGACAGGACGUUACCCAAAACUAGUGUUUCAUUUUGAACUCAAGAGAAACAUCUUGUACUUCAUACUAGAGACAUAUAUACCAUCAAUCCUACUGGUUGUGCUCUCCUGGGUAUCAUUUUGGAUAAGCCAGUCAUCAGUUCCAGCCAGAAUCUGCAUAGGUGUUACCACAGUCCUUACUAUGACAACACUGAUGAUGGGAGCCAGGACUUCACUUCCAAGUGCUAAUUGCUUUAUUAAGGCAAUUGAUGUGUACCUUGGUAUCUGCUUCAGUUUCAUCUUUGGAGCACUGUUAGAGUAUGCUGUGGCUCAUUUCUGCACCCUUCAUCGACUCAGUUCAAAGGAAAUUCCAAAGGAUGAGGAUGAAGAGGCUGAAGAAGAGAAUGGAGUCCUGGCAGCAGUCGCUAACAGUUGUGGUGCUCCUGAUAAUAAAAACAACUUUGAUUCAAACAAGAGCAACAAAACCAGCACCGACAGCAAAAGGGAGAGAAGUAAACACAGUGGGUGUAGUUCACCAAUGUCAGUAAUGAAAAGACUUUCCUGUAUCUUUGAUUGCUUCCGUGUUAAAAAUCCUUACCACAUAGACAACUAUGCCAGAUUUUCUUUCCCAUUGUCAUUCAUCAUAAUUAAUGUAUUUUAUUGGAUAUAUUAUUUGUAUUUCUAA
Molecule: messenger RNA, 1227 nt
Organism: Merops nubicus (carmine bee-eater)
Lineage: Eukaryota; Metazoa; Chordata; Aves; Coraciiformes; Meropidae
Product: gamma-aminobutyric acid receptor subunit pi-like
Exons: 8
Coding region: 85-1227 (380 amino acids)
Biological process (GO): monoatomic ion transmembrane transport; regulation of membrane potential; signal transduction
Cellular component (GO): GABA-A receptor complex; neuron projection; membrane
Molecular function (GO): neurotransmitter receptor activity; GABA-A receptor activity; extracellular ligand-gated monoatomic ion channel activity
Source: RefSeq, a predicted model, not a curated record